This is a messenger RNA of Amyelois transitella, 3265 nucleotides long. It is a transcript of the gene Myd88, whose product is annotated as myeloid differentiation primary response protein MyD88. NCBI's taxonomy places the organism in Eukaryota, Metazoa, Arthropoda, Insecta, Lepidoptera, Pyralidae. Gene Ontology annotation, cellular component: plasma membrane. The record is from RefSeq and is a predicted model, not a curated record. Gene Ontology annotation, biological process: innate immune response; defense response to Gram-positive bacterium; MyD88-dependent toll-like receptor signaling pathway. Bases 24 to 1169 code for a protein of 381 amino acids. Gene Ontology annotation, molecular function: TIR domain binding; Toll-like receptor binding. The transcript is spliced from 7 exons.
UAUAUCAUAUAGUUUUAAGUAAAAUGGCUAGUGAUCUACAAUUAAAUAAUAUUCCAUUGUCGUCGCUUGGUUUUGAGUGUUGGACUAUAUUAUCCUGUUUAGAUUCUAAAAAAAUAUUAUCAAGUGAUGGGCCGGACCGGUUGCCAAGAGACUGGAGAGGUUUGACCUCCCUUUUAAACAUAUCAGUAGAAAUAGUAGGUACAAUAUGUGAAUACCCUGAUAAGACUAGGAAAGUUCUAGACAUCUGGUUGCAAAGAAAUGAUGGCACAGCCACUCUUGGGAAACUACUGGAGUACUUAGAAAGAUUGGACCGAUUUGAUGUGUAUGAUGAUUUGCUAGAUCUCGUUAAGAAGAAAAACUUCUCAGUAUCAAAUGCAAACCAGGUAGCACUUAUAAGUAAUAAGCAUUCUGUAGAAACACCAAAUGAAUUGAUUACAUAUGAAGAUAUCGAAGCAGGGUACCCACAGUUCUACAAUGCAUAUGUUCUUUACGUUGCGGAGGAUUUGCCGUUUGUCAAUGAGCUGUUGAAUCGGAUGACUGCGAAAGGGUUCAAGCUAUGUACCAUAAACAAUGUGGUCCCCGGGCACCAAACCUUGUACGGGCCGGUCGCGCAGCUCAUAAAGACCCGCUGUCACCGCAUCAUCCUCGUCGUUUCCCCGGAAUUCCUGGAGAGCCCCGAUAUAAAGUUUUUUUCGGACUAUGCACAGGCUGUGGGCAUUGAAUCGCAGACGUGCAAAAUAAUUCCAAUCAUAUAUCGGGACUGUAAGCUGCCGUACAACCUCUCAUAUUACCACAAGCUGAAGUACCAGCCUCAGGAAACCUGGUACGACUUUUGGGACAAGCUCAGCAGGUCCUUGGAAGUGCCAAGGACAAUACGGUCUUCGCAGUCGGCCGUGAACAUCACCGAGCUGAUCACAGACGGAGCGCCCAUCAACAACGGCUACUUGAUGAACAGCUCCCACAAUCACCUGACUGUCAGCAGUGUCAGUCGGAGUACAAUCAGUGAUAUUACCGCGGAUAAGGUGAGCAUCGCGGACAGCCGCUCCCUGGACAACAUCAGCCAGUCAGGCCGGCUGAAGUCCAAGCGCUCCGGCUCCGUGUCCAAACUCCUGCGCUUCUUCAAGGGCGGCAAGCAGAAGGCCAAGGAGAAGUGCUCUGUCGACGCGUGAUACGAUUGUAUCUUAAACACUAUCACUAGAUUUACAUAUUUGAAAAACAUACAUACAUAUAGUCACGUCUAUAUCCCUCACAGGGUAGACAGAGCCAAUAGUCCCGAAAAUACUGAAUGGACACGUUCAGCUGCUCGGCUUAAUGACGGAAUUGAGAUCCAAAUAGCGACAGGUUGCUAGCCUAACGCCUUAAAAAAAGGAUCGCAAUUUUAUAAGCUUAUCCCUUAGUCGCCUUUCACGACAUCCAUGGGAAAGAGAUGUGGCUAGAGUGGUGCUAUUCUUUUUUGUAUUGGUGCCGGGAACCACACGGCACAAGAUUUGAAAAAAAUUCUGACAAAGUCGUUUUAUUUUUCAAACGUCAUUUAUAACUUCUUCCUCCUGGCUUCAGUCCCGGUUGCAUCCUCACCAUUCUGAAGAGGAGCCCAGGGUAUGUUUUCAAUAUAUUAUAUAGAUAGUGUGCACAAAACAACAAAUCUUCAUUUUCAACAAAAUUCUGGGAAGUCCUGCUACAUUUACCAAGGAUAUACAUUAAUAAGAUACAUGUCUAUUAUACAUAGGACAUUUUUCGCUUAUUAUUUGAUCCAAACUCACACAUUUAAACAAAUGAAUAUUAUAACUGCCUUGACAACCUCGAAUGUCAAAUUCUUGUUUUCUCUCAACUCCUGCGCAUUUUCAAGGGCUGUAAGCUGUAAUGGAGCUCCAUUAGCCCAUAUAAUUACUAGUUGAUGUUAACGGGUCUUAAAUGUUAAUUCAGAUGUGCUGAGCUUGCUUUCUUGUCUUCAACUGCACGCAUUUACAUGACUUCUUUCAUGUUCCCUAUUUAUUUAUUAAUUUACUAGCUGUGCCAGCGUUUUCGUCCGCGUGAAAUAGUUAUUUUGGGCAUAAUUGAAGUCCUUUUCCAUUAUUUCUUAGCUCUUAGCGUGAUAUUAUAUAGCCUAAAGUCUUCCUGGAUAAAUGAUCUAUUCAACGCAAAAACAAUUUUUCAAUUCGAACCAGUUCUUGAGAUUAGCGCGUUCAAACAAACAAACAAACUCUUCAGCUUUAUAAUAUUAAUAUAGAUGUACACAGAUUACAUUGAGAAUGAUGAACACAAGAAAUAAAAUUACAAAGGUUUGGCUUAUUUCAAAAGAAAUCUCCUCCAGCAGACCUGAGAUAGGAGACAUGAUGGAAAAAGUGACAGGUGACAGUGUCGUUAGUUCUGUAUUUUUCCCGCGGUUUCAUCAUGUAUAAUGUUAAAUCUCUUUCCCGUGGGAAUUUUUAGAAAUAUAUAUGUUAUGAAAAAAUUAAAGAUUUCAAUAUAUUUCUACUGUUUAUCGAUAGUAAUUUGGUGCGCUAUUGUUGUAUAUUUUUUUUUAACGAUGUUGAUUUUUUGUUGUACAGAUAAGAAUAUUAUGCAUUUUUUAAAGCUUUACCUACAUAGUUAUUUUUUAUGUGAUUAAUAUAUGAUUUUUUGAGGAUAUAUACAUAACGUUUUUUUUAAAUAUAUUUCUUUAACAAGUUGUACUUUUUAAAAAUUUAAAAUAUAGUUAAUAUUUUUUGGGAACGCAAUUUACUCGAUAUAAAAUAUGUAUUGAAAUUGUAUUGGUUGUUUUAUUAUAUAGCUAUUAAAAAAUUAAUGCUUAAUUUCAUCAAAAUCUAACCAGUGGUUAUGAAUUGUGCUGGUAAGAACACUCAUGCUUGGUAGAUUUUUUUAAUGAAGCAAAUGUAUAUGAGGAUAGAGUUUAUUUAUUUUCUUACAUCUACCAUUACAGACUAAAUCCAAUGUUAUAGUGUGUGAUCAAUCAUAACAUAUUAUCCUUAAUGCUGUCGUUGUGAAUAAACUCAAACUUCUAUUGAACAAAUAUUUCUCAUUCGAAUUAUGCUUUAUAAAAAUAUUACGUUAUAGAAAUUCGCAGAAAUACAACAAAAAAAAAAAAUUGUAAAUGUCUUUUUGUAAAUUGUAAUAUGUAUAUUUGAAUGGCUUCCAUUUUGGGAAAAUAUACUGUAUAAUAUUCAUGUUGUUAUUUUGAAAUGUUUUUUGAGAUAUUUACAAUAAAAUAACGUGCCUUCGAAAUAUAUGUAUACGUUAUCGGUAAUCAAUCUGUAAAUAAACGAUU